AUGUACAAAUCAUUAUUAUCUAGAACAUCAUCAUUGGUGUCUAAACAAGCUACUAUGAUCACAAGAGCUGGUCAUAGAAAGCCAAUCACUUUCCCAGGUGGAAAGUAUGACGGUGAAUUAAAUGAAAGAUUCGAUGAACACCCAGAUAUGAUGACUCCAGAUGAAGAUGCAUGGGCUGAUAAGAACGUAACUCCAAGUGGAGCUUUGGCAUAUUUUGGUGGUUUUGCUGCAUUCUUGUUUGGUGUUGGUUUAACUUGUUAUAUGUUUGGUUCACCAUUACAUAAGGAAGUUGUCGAAAGAGAUAUGCCAUUCAAUCAAUUAUAUUUGGAAUAUGGAGGUGAUCCAAACAAGGUUGAUACAUUAGAUGAAAAGGCAUGGAGAGUAAGAAUGGGCGAUAGACAAGCUAUUUUCCGUCAAAGACAUAGCAUUUAA
Cavenderia fasciculata is the source of this 432-nucleotide messenger RNA. RefSeq lists its product as uncharacterized. Lineage: Eukaryota; Evosea; Eumycetozoa; Acytosteliales; Cavenderiaceae. The transcript is spliced from 3 exons. Bases 1 to 432 code for a protein of 143 amino acids. The record is from RefSeq and is a predicted model, not a curated record.